AUGAGUAUGUAACUAACACAAAAACCGAAUCCAUUUUUUUAAGUCCGCUAACAUAGCUAAAACCACAACACAAAUACCAUAAACUGUUAAAAAAUGAGAAUGAGCAUAAUUGAUUAAAUAUCACCCAUCAAAGGAUAAUAAUAAAAGAGCACUCAAAGAGAUUCAUUUUAUUAAGUUAAAGGUCAAUCUGGAUCUGCAGCCUGUCUUCUCUCUAACAAAACAUUCCCAAGUAGAUUCUUAGAUAGUUUAUAUACAUCCUUAAAUUAUACUCAGGAAAGUAAUGUUGAAAAAAAGAAUGGUACUUUGAAUAAAGGACAAAAACUCAACUUUGAAACACUCAAAGAUCAUUUUAAAUUUGUAUAUGAUUACUUAGAUGAUUUCAAAUAACAAUUCGAUAAAGUUAUAUAAGCAUAAAUUGAUUAAGUUGUUUAAGUUUUGAAAUCAGCUUCUUAAUUAUCAAAUGCCUUAAUAGAAGAAAACGCUUAGAUUAAAAGCUAGUUAAGCACUGUUGAUAUAAAUAAAUUUUAAUCACAUCUGGAAUAGUAAGAAUUGAAGAUUUCUCAAAUUAACAGUGAAAAUAAUCAACUAAAAUGUUAAAUAAAUAAAUUAUAGGAGGAAAAUUAAAAAUUAAAAGAUGGAAUCUUGCAUUCUGAAAAAAUGUAGUAAGAAGCAGUCACAAAAAAUGAUAAAGAGAAUGUAAUUUCUAAUAACAAUAAAGGAAAAUACACUUAAAGAGAAUUAAGCUAUAAAUUUGAAUAAGCAGAAAUUAAAUUAUUGACUCUUUAAAUAAGCAACGAUUAACUUAAAUAACAAUUAUAACAUUACUAAUUAGAUUAGCAAACUAUUUCAUAAAUGAAAGAUACCAUAUCUACUCUAGAACUUAAAUCCUAAAGUUUAUUGAAUCAAAAAGAUGCAUUACAAUAAGAAAAUGAUCUUUUAAAUUAAAAAGUAGAAAAUCUCGAAAAAUAAUGUAAAGACAAAUAGAAGACCUAGGAAUUCUUGAUUUAUCAAAAUUCGUUAGAAAAUGAAUUAAUAAAGUUUAAAUAAGAAUAGGCCCAGAGUCAUUAGACUAUUUUAUCCUUAAACAAUACGAUUUAAUAGUUAAAGGAAUAGAUUAAUAUAUUUAGAACAUAAAAAGAUUAAGCCGAAAAUGCUUUUCAAUUAGAGUUAGUAUAAUCAUAAAAUGAAUUAUAAUAAGCUACUGCUAGAUAUUAAGUUUUGUGGCAAGAAAUAUCUGAAAUGAAGGAUAGAUUAGAAUAAAGAAAAAUUGAAGAAGAUAGCCAUUACAUGUUAUCUAAUGCAGAAAAAGUAUUAUUUGAAACUUAAAUUACUAAUCUGAAUGACAAGAUCAAGGAAUAUGAAUAAAUUUUAUUACAAAAUGACUCAAAAAUAAAGUCCUUAGAAUUAUAGAUAAAUUAGAUUUAAUAAGAGAAGGAGAACUACAAAUAGCAAUUAGAAAAGAAUGGAUCUUUAAGCAGCAAGUCUUUAGAUUUCUAAGAGCAAUAAUGGAAGAUCACACAAUUAAAUUUAAUCAUUAAUAAAAAAGAUAAAGAACUAUCAAAAAAGUCAGAAGAAUUAGCUUAAUUUAAAUAGGGAUAUGAUUUGCAGAUGAAAAAGAAUUAAAAUUUAGAAGGAAAGAUCCUUUAAUUAAUGGAAUAGGAGAUUAAGAUCAAUAGUAAUUUGAUAAAAAAGCCAUGA
Molecule: messenger RNA, 1698 nt
Organism: Paramecium tetraurelia
Lineage: Eukaryota; Ciliophora; Oligohymenophorea; Peniculida; Parameciidae
Exons: 5
Source: RefSeq, a predicted model, not a curated record